Messenger RNA from Rhizoctonia solani, 951 nucleotides. Its product is annotated as alpha/beta hydrolase family protein. Bases 1 to 951 code for a protein of 316 amino acids. NCBI's taxonomy places the organism in Eukaryota, Fungi, Basidiomycota, Agaricomycetes, Cantharellales, Ceratobasidiaceae. Gene Ontology annotation, molecular function: hydrolase activity. The record is from RefSeq and is a predicted model, not a curated record. The transcript is spliced from 3 exons.
AUGGAGAAUUUUGUUCAAGGCGAGAUCAAACGCUAUGCAGAAUCCGCCAAAGCCAAACCAUGUCGCAUCUCUGCCUAUGGGUUUGGAGAUUGGGGCCAGGAUAAGCUUUUAGUUGCCCGGGAGGGCGAAAAGAUUGUUAUGCAUUGUCACGGAGGUGCUUACGUGACUUGGACCGCGCACCCAGAGGACAUGACUGCCGGGGUGUCUAAGGGGAUAGUGAAAUUCAGUAGACCAACUAUUUCUCGUACACUAUCUAUCAAGUAUUGUUUGAGCAGCUCAGCUCCCUGGCCAUCGAAAUGGCCAUUCCCUACGAGCUUGAUUGAUGCGCUAUUGGGCUAUCAUUAUCUUAUCAACACUCUUGGAUUUAAACCUCAGAAUAUUAUCCUGGCUGGUGACAGUGCUGGGGGUAACCUUGUCCUCGCACUGACUAGAUAUCUUCGGGACAAUCCUCAGAUUGGCCUUCCUCUCCCUGGCGGACUACUCUUGGUCUCUCCUUGGUCCGAUUUAGGAGAAACGCACUUACAGCAACGCCCCAACAGCCUCAGUGGUAAAAUUCAUGAUCAAUGCAGCGACUUUAUGGCCGGUGACUGGAAAUCUCCCCUCUCAACGCUCAGACAUGGUAUCCGUUCGCUAUUAGGCAAUCAUCUUUCCUCCACCGACGCCAAGAAGAACCCCUACAUAAGCCCCGCUUCGCUUGAGCUGGACAAACAGAUUGUAGCCACAAUGUUCGACAACUUCCCCAGAACGUAUCUUGUUUAUGGAGAGGCCAAGAUUUUUGUCGAUGAAAUCAGAACGCUAUACAAACGCAUGGCCAAAAACAUUGGCUCAGAUCAAAUCGUGAAAGACGAAGUGCCCGAUGCGACUCACAAUAUGUUCGCUCUUGAAGUUUGGGAACCUGAGUAUAGCGAAGCUCAUAAUAGAUUUGCUUCGAGGGCGGCCUCCCUGCCUUGA